Chenopodium quinoa (quinoa) is the source of this 1076-nucleotide messenger RNA. RefSeq names its product cytochrome P450 704C1-like. NCBI's taxonomy places the organism in Eukaryota, Viridiplantae, Streptophyta, Magnoliopsida, Caryophyllales, Amaranthaceae. Gene Ontology annotation, molecular function: heme binding; iron ion binding; oxidoreductase activity, acting on paired donors, with incorporation or reduction of molecular oxygen. The record is from RefSeq and is a predicted model, not a curated record. The transcript is spliced from 3 exons. Bases 14 to 691 code for a protein of 225 amino acids.
CUCCACCCAAAUUAUGGAUAUUCAGGACUUGUUUAUGAAGUCAACGUUAGAUUCUAUUUUCAAAGUUGCAUUUGGAGUUGAUCUAGACAGUAUGUGUGGCUCAAAUGAAGAAGGGAAGAAAUUUGGCCAGGCUUUUGAUGAUGCUAGUGCUUCAACCAUGUUACGAUAUGUAGACAUCUUUUGGCCUAUCAAGAAAUUUCUCAACAUUGGCGCAGAGGCUAAACUUAAGAGAAGUGUCAAAACUGUUGAUGAUUUUGUUUACAAAUUAAUCAGUAACAAAGUGGAACUAAUGAAAAGUUCACAAAGCAAUGUCUCAGAAAUGCAGAUGAAAAAGGAUGAUAUCUUGUCAAGGUUCCUGGAGCAGAGCGACACUGAUUUGAAGUAUCUGAGAGAUAUAAUCUUGAGCUUUGUAAUUGCGGGUAAAGACACAACAGCAGUUACACUUUCAUGGUUUGUUUACAUGCUUUGUAAACACCAGAAUAUACAGGAAAAGGUUGCUGAAGAAGUAAGGAAAAUUACGAAAAUGGAAGGAGUUGGAAAAUUUUCAGAACUUGCUGCUAGUUUGACAGAAGAAUCACUUGAAAGAAUGCAGUAUUUACAUGCUGCAUUGACAGAAACUCUCAGACUCUAUCCAGCAGUUCCAAUGGUAAUUCUAGCUAGUCGCAGUCAGAAAAUUUCAUUGCUCUCAUAAUCUCAUUGUUUGUUCUCUUCCUUUUUAUUUUUCUCUUUUGUGUUACACGUUACUUGCUGAAGUUUAUGUCAAUUUCAGAGGCACAUUCCAACUUAUCAUAUAUCAACCAAGCUAAUUUCUACCUUUCUCUCAAUUUCUAAUUUUGAAAUCAAAAUAAUUGCAUUUUCUCUAAUUUCAAAGUCCAACCAAAAGGAGUCUAAGAAAUUCAGGUACUUGACAAAAAUAAACAAUGCAAUCAUGAUGAAAAACUAAUUGUCCUCUGCUACAAUCCCAUUACCAAAACAUAAAAAUAAAUAAAUUCGAAGAUAAACCAUACUUGUUAUCAAUUCUAAACAUUAAACCCUAAAACCCUAAACUUUAAACUAAAAAAAACCAAAAAAAAAAA